Molecule: messenger RNA, 3122 nt
Organism: Nyctereutes procyonoides (raccoon dog)
Lineage: Eukaryota; Metazoa; Chordata; Mammalia; Carnivora; Canidae
Gene: FAXDC2
Product: fatty acid hydroxylase domain containing 2
Exons: 9
Coding region: 153-1154 (333 amino acids)
Biological process (GO): sterol biosynthetic process
Molecular function (GO): iron ion binding; C-4 methylsterol oxidase activity
Source: RefSeq, a predicted model, not a curated record
ACAAACUCUUCUCCCGUCACGUGCCUGCCCGGGCCAGUGACCGCUCGGUCACUGGAGGAGCUCGGUCCCCGGUCGCGGCGGCCGCCCGGGAGGAGAGGAGCCUGGGCCGCGGCGGGGACCUCGCAGCAGCGGGGACGCGGGGCGCUGCGGAGAUGAAGGGAGAAGCUGGAAGUAUGCAACAUAAUGAGAAGCCAAAGCAGGAGGGACACAUCUGGGGCUCCAUGAGGAGGACAGCUUUCAUCCUGGGCUCUGGCCUUCUCUUGCUGGUGGCCUUCUGGAACUCAGUUACCUGGCAUCUUCAGAGAUUUUGGGGUGCUUCUGGCUACUUUUGGCAAGCCCAGUGGGAGAAUCUGCUGUCUACAUUCGAAGGGAUGGAGUGGAUGCUCUACUUUAUAGGUGCCAUCCAAGUACCUGGUCUGCUCUUCUGGAGCUUCAAUGGGCUUCUACUGGUGGUUGAUACAACUGGAAAACCUAACUUCAUCUCUCGCUACCGAAUUCAGGUCGGCAAGAAUGAACCAGUGGACGCUGAGAAACUACGCCGGUCUAUCCGCACAGUUCUCUUCAACCAGUACAUGAUCUCUCUGCCCAUGGUGGUUCUCCUCUAUCCCAUCCUCAAGCUGUGGGGAGACCCCUGCCGCCGAGAGCUACCCACCUUCCACUGGUUCCUCCUGGAGCUGACCGUCUUCACUCUGAUCGAGGAAGUCCUGUUCUACUACUCACACCGGCUCCUUCACCACCCAACAUUCUACAAGAAAAUCCACAAGAAACACCACGAGUGGACAGCUCCCAUUGGCGUGAUCUCUUUCUACGCCCACCCUAUCGAGCAUGUGGUCUCCAACACGCUGCCAGUAAUGGUGGGUCCCCUAGUAAUGGGCUCCCACUUGUCCUCUAUCACCAUGUGGUUCUCCUUGGCCCUCAUCAUCACCACCAUUUCCCACUGUGGCUACCACCUACCUUUCCUGCCUUCACCUGAAUUCCAUGACUACCACCAUCUCAAGUUCAACCAGUGCUAUGGGGUGCUGGGGGUGCUAGACCACCUCCAUGGGACUGACACAUUGUUUAAGCAGACUAAGGCCUACGAGAGACACAUCCUCCUGCUGGGCCUCACCCCACUGUCUGAGAGCAUCCCGGAUCCCCCAAAGAAAAUGGAGUGAGAGAAGGCCCAAUGGCCACCCUGGCUGUCCCCCUCAGUGGACUAAGGUGGCCCAAGAUAUCCUUAAUGCCCCGAAUUUGCUCUUUAGCCAUGUACUUUCUAAUGACAGCAUCACUGAGGCAGGGGGUUAGCUCAGCUUCCUAGAAAAGCAGGGCCAGGGAUCCCUGGGUGGCGCAGCGGUUUGGCGCCUGCCUUUGGCCCAGGGCGCGAUCCUGGAGACCCGGGAUCGAAUCCCACGUCAGGCUCCCGGUGCAUGGAGCCUGCUUCUCCCUCUGCCUGUGUCUCUGCCUCUCUCUCUCUGUGUGACUAUCAUAAAUAAAUAAAAAUUAAAAAAAAAAAAAAGAAAAGCAGGGCCAAGGAUGGGGCCAGGGCUCCCCUGCGGUUCCACAGAAGGACCAGGGGUGGGCUUAAAGAAAGGGAAAAAGCAGCUCCCCAGAUGGAAGCUAGUGAGAAGGAAGAAACCACCUUUAAAAGCGCUCCUGGAGAGUCCCCCUGGUCCUUUGCUGUGGAAGGGGAGAGAGGACUCCAGAUGAACUUUUUAUGGCCUAGCAAGACACAGAGAAUGUGAAGGUGGCAGUGAGACUGGAAGCUACUGCCAACUCCAGGGAGAGCUCUUCCUGGUGCUAAGGGGUGAGGGAGCCAGAAGGUAUUGCUUUGCCCCUUCCUGUCCCACAAAACUUUUCUCAUACCCUACUCUGGCCAGAGCCAAGACAUUCUCUUUGCCAACACACACACACAAACACACACACCACACACACACACACACUUGCAAGUCAGCUAACAAAGACCUCAUUUCAACUCUGCCCCACUGCAAACCCCAUCCCUCUAUGAAAAGAAAAAUGCCAAUCGCAGGGAGUUCCUCUGUGGAUUAAAACUGAGAUAUCAAAGAGGUGCAGACCAAACCCCAACACCUACCUUCAGCCACACAUGGAAACCCAGAAACCACAGGUCAAGCCCUGUUGACCUGCUAAGCUGGAGGCCCUUUUAUCCAGAGGGAAGGUUCCGAUUUCCUGACCUUUGGGGACACCCAACUGAGGAGGCUAGAACCUUCUUCCUCCAAUGAGAAGGCAAGAAAAACAUGGCUGACCAAAAGGCAAAACCCUCACUUUUUCCCAAAUGAUUAGCCAGUUGUCUCAACACCAUUUAUUUCAAAUGAAACUUUGUCAGGAACCUUAUUCUCUAAAAACCAAAAGAGCUGCUCGGGUUGCAGCAGUUCCCAGCCUGGCCUUCCCUCAGCAGCUUAGACAUUGUCAGGAACCCUGCAGCUCCUGGGAAAAAUUUGAGGACCACUCUUUGGUUUGAAAGGCCACCAAAUACCAGCUACUUUCACUUACAUCAAGAAAACCAUCCAGUUUUAUAAAAUACCUUAACAUUGGAUAGGGCCAAGUCUCCAAGCAGAUCUAAGACUCCUUCCUUCCUAUUGGCCCUUCGACCCCAGACCUACUGAUAGACCAGCUGGGUACUUACCAGUGUCCUCCUUGGCUUUCCAAACCCUACCUACCAUCCUCUGGCCUUCAUGGACCUACCUGGCCCUAUCCCCAGGACACCCAUGCCAUGAGCUUUAAGUACAGCUUCUGGUGCACCAACGCUUUAGGUUUUCACAGCUGCUGGCCCGUACUCACAACCUGCUCUUAGGAAUAAACACUUGGAAAACAGCCCAUCUUCAGUUUACUUGUAAGGGUAGGGAAUGAGUAGUGUGCACAAAGAGGAAAAGCAGAUGCCUUCCUUCCCCUGUGAGGUCUUUAGACUUGGAAGUACUGUAGAGGACCAAGAGGCUGUCAGUCUCUCAUCCCUUUUGGCAGCCACGUGGUUGGGCUCUGGCAGGGGGUCUCAGCCCUAAUCUCUUCAUCAAACAAGAGUGGCCCUGAGGUGGGUGAACAAGUGAGGCUUAAGAAAAGGCUGAGGUCUCCAAAUUCCCAAAGACCAAGGGAUAGGAAAUAUUGCAAAUAAACGGAUCUCUUUAAUUCCA